Messenger RNA from Balaenoptera ricei (Rice's whale), 2813 nucleotides. It is a transcript of the gene ARL15, whose product is annotated as ADP ribosylation factor like GTPase 15. Gene Ontology annotation, molecular function: GTP binding; GTPase activity. The coding region runs from base 83 to 697 and encodes 204 amino acids. The transcript is spliced from 5 exons. NCBI's taxonomy places the organism in Eukaryota, Metazoa, Chordata, Mammalia, Artiodactyla, Balaenopteridae. The record is from RefSeq and is a predicted model, not a curated record.
UUCAGGGGCUGUUCGCUCGCAGCCGGAGACGCUGCUUUUUUUUUCCGGGUUCGGAGCCGUUCCGGAUGCUCUAGGCUGCCGGAUGUCUGAUCUCCGGAUAACUGAGGCGUUUCUGUACAUGGAUUAUCUGUGUUUUAGAGCACUCUGCUGCAAGGGACCACCACCUGCACGCCCAGAGUAUGACCUGGUCUGCAUAGGCCUCACGGGCUCUGGCAAGACCAGCCUGCUGUCCAAGCUCUGCAGUGAAAGCCCCGACAGCGUCGUGUCGACCACAGGUUUUAGUAUAAAAGCAGUGCCAUUCCAGAAUGCCAUCUUGAAUGUAAAAGAACUUGGAGGGGCUGAUAAUAUCCGGAAAUACUGGAGCCGCUACUACCAAGGAUCUCAAGGGGUAAUAUUUGUAUUAGACAGUGCCUCUUCGGAAGAUGAUUUAGAGACUGCUAGAAAUGAACUGCACUCAGCUCUUCAGCACCCACAGUUAUGCACUUUACCGUUUUUAAUAUUGGCCAAUCAUCAAGACAAGCCAGCCGCUCGAUCAGUACAAGAGGUCAAAAAAUAUUUUGAACUUGAACCACUUGCACGCGGAAAACGCUGGAUUCUGCAGCCCUGCUCGCUGGAUGACAUGGAUGCACUGAAAGACAGCUUCUCUCAGCUGAUAAAUUUGUUAGAAGAAAAAGACCACGAAGCUGUAAGAAUGUGAAAUUUGGCGAAGAAAAUGGGUUCCCACAAGGCCCUGAACCUAUCAUGUUAGUUUCUCCGUUUAAUUUUAUUUUGGUAUCAAGACUGUAAUGGCUUCAGUAUCUGUUUUCUUCCAGUUAUCUCAGACUCUCAUCUCUCUAUUAAAGUGAAUAUUCUGUAAAUCAGGUGAAUUAUCAUCGGCAUUACCGUCAAGUAUACACUACUGAGAGAGAAUUUAUUCUCUGUUUACCACUAAUUAUCUUCACCGCAUGUCUCUUCCUUCUGUUGUUCUAAGCGUCUCUUCUCUACUGUGUGCUAAAAUGGAUGGAAUUCGUGGUUCACAGAAAUCACAUCCCUUAUGGAGGACUCAGGGAGACUGAGAACCUCGGCUCAUUCACCCUGGGUUUGGGGUGGAGUACUGUGUGACUAGGGCUCCCCCAUAAUAUGUGUAUCAUUUUCAAGAUCUCUCGGGGGUUUUAUUUUAUCUUAUUUGUAAGUUUUCUGUAUACUGGCCUUACAGCGUAUGGGAGAAAAAUGAGCACCAAAAACUUCAAUUAAUCACCUUAUCAGAAAGGAGUAUCCUGCCAUAGUAAAAUUGACUUCGAAGAAUUUAGACAAGUUGCCUACUCUUUUUUUUUUUUUUAAUUACAUCUGAAGUCUCCCUCAAUCCCCUCUUUUAAGAGCAAAGACAUUGUUUCUGUUUUCAAGAAGAGUUAGAGGAGAUUUAGGCACAAUGCAUGCAUCACUGAUUACUAUUCCAUCAAGUCCUCAAAUAUUUUUUUAGUGGAAAAAUUACCCAAUGUAAAGUCGAGCUGCAGUGUAACAUGUUUCUAAAAAUCUUUUUCUAAAAAUCUUAUGUCUGAUUGAAAUAGAGAAAAUAAUUUUUAAAGUAGAGAAAAAAUUUUUUAAACAGCCAAAUGAAAUAUAGUUUAUACUGGCUAGGGCUUAAGCUGGUGUGGAUUUGACAAAGAUAAUAAAGGCAGAAUCAUCUGUGUAUUCAUUCAGUAAGUGCUAAUGUCGUUGAAUGGAGUCUGUUAAUGCCCCAUCCAAUAAUUAAAGGUCUAUCAGUAUUUCUCUUAUAAACCUCUAUUUUCAGGGGUUUCAGUAUGCCCUUAAAAGUGUGCUGGGGCUGCAGCAAAUAAAUAAUUUUAGGGCCUAGAUUCAGUCUUUGGAACUAAUUUUUUUUCAUUUAGUUUAAAUGAUAAAAUUAUACAGAUAAAUGUACAGGUUUACUAAGUUUUGGCACCUUUGACCUUUUCUAAAUCAGGAAUAAUCUAUGGAUAUUGAGGUUAAUGGAUGAGAUACUCUUUGGCACAUUUUGUAGAUUUUGGGCCACAUAAAAUACCAAGUGGCCAAAUGAUAGAAGACUGCUCCCUUCACCUGAGCAAUAAAAACACGUUUGCAAUUUUUAGGUAGCAUUGACUGAUUCCCAAAUACCACACUCACACUGUAUUACAGGGUGAUGUAAUACCUUGUAAUUCUCCAGAAGUUAUAUGUCAUUCAAAUUUUGCUUUUGUGGUUUGAUCUUGUAGGUGGAUUUUAAUGAAAUCAUUACCUUUGAAACAGCGAACACUUCUUUUAAGCUUUUUUUUUUUAAUGGAGUGGAUCAAAAAAGAUUCAUAUUCAGAUUUUAUCUACGGCAUCCUUGAAUAUUAUCAACCUUAUAUAAUCCGUGAGCAGCACAAAACUUUUACUCCGAUGACCACUUACAAAAGUCCUGCUUUUAUUUCGUCCUGUUGUGCUCGUCUUCUAUGAAAAAUAAAUGAUUAUUAGGCAUUGCUUUCUCUGCAAGUUCAUUAAAUGUAGAAUGUUAUCUUUUUAAGAUACCGUGGCUGAGUGCUCCUAAGCCAUCUGUUAAAUGACUUCCCGUUGUCUGCGUGUGUGUUCAUGUGUGCUCCAGGGAUGGGCUUCUUCUCAGACCCACGACUGUCUGCAGUGUCUCAGCCGUCAGAAUGAAAACAUUAUCAAUCAGUACCCAACAACAGCUGUUUUUGACAAGUUUCUGUCUGACGCCUAAUGCUUUACAACUGUCAAUAAGGCUCCUUCUUUGUCUAGCAGUUCAGAGCUCACAGUCUUGCUGCUUCCGUGCGGCAUCCUGUCCUUGUAACCCUAGAAUUUGCCGUGUUUGGGAAAUCCAC